Dipodomys spectabilis (banner-tailed kangaroo rat) is the source of this 2475-nucleotide messenger RNA. It is a transcript of the gene Ccdc178, whose product is annotated as coiled-coil domain containing 178. The transcript is spliced from 19 exons. Bases 1 to 2475 code for a protein of 824 amino acids. The record is from RefSeq and is a predicted model, not a curated record. Lineage: Eukaryota; Metazoa; Chordata; Mammalia; Rodentia; Heteromyidae.
AUGUUACUUAGUACCACCCCGAAAAUUAAAAAUCUUGAAACUAAAACGACCAAUACUGAAGAGGUGAACAAAGGCAUCUUCUUUGGCUACCCCAGUCGCCGCCACAGCUGCUCUCAAGUGAACAUACCAGCACCAUGUGUCACCAAAACGAUUUCACACAUUGAAGAAGUGGAGUCAAAAAUACAGAAUUAUUUGAAACAAUUUGAAACUUCUCUCGAAGAAUGGGAAAGAAUUGCUUCCAGAAAAGACCUGAAGGAAGAUUUGACUAUUGUCACACCAGUGAAAGUGUGCAAACCAAAAGACAAAGAUAUAACAUGUCCAGAAUUAAAGGAAAAAAUGAAAACACUGCUGUCAGAGAUUAUCAAACUCAUUCAAAGUCUUGAAACUGACCGGGCCUUAGCAGAACUAGCUUUAAAGCAACAAAAGUCAAGAAGGAAAAGGAUUAGCAUGAGAAUUGACUCUUGGUCUAUCUGGAAAAUUCAAGAACUUCCAUUAGCUGUGCAGAAAGAACAUGAGGCCUAUAUGAAAGAUACUAUGGAAUUACGAUGGCACCUUCAAGAUAAAGGCCAUCAAGCAGAAUAUCUUAGGAAACGGAAGAAUAGGUUUGAAGAAGCUAAUGCAAAGAUUGAAGAAGAUAUUAAACUAAUGGUUGAAGGUUCUUUUCUUCUCAAAACAAAGCAGGAGCAGGAACAUGAAGCUCUCAAGGAGCAAUAUAUUAAAAAAUAUGAGGUAUUGGAGAAACUUAAUAAAGUUAAUGUAGAACUCCAAGAAUCUAAAAAAGAAUAUGAACACUCCAAAUUGGAGCUUGAAAAAAAGAAAGUAACCAUGGAAAAAUCUAUUGCUGAUGAACAAUUACACAUGGAGACCUUCAAGAAAGAAAUAGAACAACUCUCGGAUCUAUACACUCACUACACUACAUCAAUACAUGAUGUUAGCGUAGAGAUGAAGACCAGUGAAGAAACGCUGAUUGAGAUAUUGAAGGAAUCAUUGUCAGUCACCAGUAUUGCAUCUGACUUAAAGAAAAAGCUAGAUAAUUUGAAGAAAACAUACGAACAACUCUUCCGGAAGCACAGGAAAUUUGAAAGGCAAUAUUUAGACACAUUCAAUGAUUUCUAUGCUACAAAAAGAACAUUGGAUUCUGAACUUUCUAAUGUAAUAAAAGACUAUACAGGUAUUUCAGAAGCAUAUAAUAGAGUAGUGGACGAAAAUAAAAAAAUUUCGGUUGACAUGUCCAACAUGGUAGAGAAAAUCAAUAAAAGUAUAGAGAAAAAAAAGGAGUAUGAGAAUGAAAUCCAAUCUUUGCUCAGAAUGAAGAAAAAGAACAGUGCAUAUCUCAAAGAGCUCUAUGAGGAAUGUUAUCGCAUUGGUACCAUUUUUGCCAUAACCAAGAAAAAAACUGAAGAAAUGGAAAAUAUAAUAGCAGAAGUGAAAAGAAAAUUCAAGGGUAGAGAAGAGUUCUUGAAAAAACUCACUAGAGGUGAAGUCGCUGCCGGUGUAGAAAUUCAGAAAAGGCUGCUUUCCACUGAAGAAAAUCAGUUCACAGAGAGGAAGAAAUUUGUGCAUAAGAAAAUAUUAUUCAGCAUUGCACUAGAAGAAAUUGAGAGUCCUCUGAUGGAAAUAGAAGAGGAUGCUAUAAAAAUCAGAGUCAUCCACGGAGAACAUUAUGAUAUGCUUAAUGAUAUACUUGAUAGAAAAAAAAAGGUCCGAGUAAAAGUAGAAAAAACAAGGAAAAAAUUGUAUAAAAAGGAGAAGAUAUCCCGUGUUGCAUUAUCAGAAACAGUGGAUAAACGGUCAACGGUUAUUAAACAGUAUGAAGGUGCGAAGACUAAAACAGUGCAUUAUAAUGAAAAAAUAAUUCAGAUGACUAAAGAAUUAAGGAAAAUGGAAGAGCAAAACGCAAAACUUGACAGGGAACUUGAACUUUUAAGGAAACAGUUUUAUGACGUGAGACUUGAAAAAGAACGUAUCCAAACAGUGUAUGAUCAUCUUGCGGAAGAGAGAUCAAAAUGCUAUGACAGACUCUAUAAGGAAGGCCAGAUGUUUAGAAAGUUCGUUGAUAUGAGACAAAGAACUCUGGCAGGUCUUUGUAAAAAACAGGAUGAUUUGCUGAAAGAAAACUACCGUUUAGCUCAAGAAUAUCAAAAGACUCAGACAAUUUACUUAGAGGAAAAGGAUGCUUUCUUCAAUCUAUUCACCAGGCAGCUACCACUCUAUGAGUCAGUUAGUGACAAGAAGCAGUUCUGUCAGCUGCAGAGAAAUCUACAAAAGGAGUGGCAGAAGUAUUUCAAACUGAUGGUCCUCUACAGCCAGAUGAGGCUGGCCCAUCUCCAGAAAGAAUCUCUGGAGAGUAUUCAGAAAAUAUUAGCUGUGCAGAUAAGAAACAAACAAGAAGACAUUUUUUUCAUCAUGUAUCUGCCAGUAGAUGGAUUAGAACAUGGAGUUGGCUUGAAGUUUGACUCUCAAUUAAGCACAUGA